UCAGAUGUGUUCGUCAUUUGCAUAUUGCUGUGAGAUUAGCUGCAUAUAAAUGUAUUACAGCUAUGGCCAUUUCAACGACAUUGGAUGUGAUGGGUUCGGUUAUUGAGAAUGUGGAGCCUAUGUUAGGUGACAUUACAUCUAUACAUUCUAAACAAGGAGCUGGCAUGCUUGUCAGCUUGCUUGUCCAAGGACUUGGUAUCGAGCUGGUUCCAUAUGGUCCCCUCUUAGUAGUUCCCCUUCUGAGGUGUAUGAGUGAUUCAGAUCAUUCUGUCAGACAGAGUGUGACACAUAGUUUUGAAACCCUCGUGCCUCUACUUCCAUUAGCAUGUGGUGUUUCUCCUCCUGUUGGUCUUAGUGAACACCAAUCAAGAAGUCAAGAAGAUGUUAAAUUUUUGGAGCAGCUAAUUGAUAACUCUCAUAUUGACAAUUACAAACUCUCAACUAAACUAAAGGUGACAUUGAGAAGGAUCAGUAAGGAGGGUCAAAUUUGAAUGGUGGGCGCCACAACUCAACGUGAUCUAGAUUGGAGUGAAUAAUGAAGAAUUUUUAAAAAAUUUUGAUAUACGUUUAUAUACAUUUGGUUUUGUGUGGAACUUGAUACAAAUUUUUAUUAUGUUUUCUAAUUAGUAUGUAAAAGACAUGUUUUUUGAAAUCAAAUCUAUGCGCUUCAAUUAUUUAUUA
This is a messenger RNA of Capsicum annuum, 681 nucleotides long. RefSeq names its product TATA-binding protein-associated factor BTAF1-like. Lineage: Eukaryota; Viridiplantae; Streptophyta; Magnoliopsida; Solanales; Solanaceae. Bases 63 to 491 code for a protein of 142 amino acids. Gene Ontology annotation, molecular function: ATP hydrolysis activity; DNA binding; TBP-class protein binding. The transcript is spliced from 2 exons. The record is from RefSeq and is a predicted model, not a curated record.